AUGGUUGAGUUGAUGUAUACAUCACCAACUGCUAGUGACAAAAACAAUGCUUCCAUGGUGGUUCAUAUGUCUUCUACGACAGAACAAAUGCGAACUCAGCUGAAGCAGAGGAUGUUCUUUCACUCAUGGCGUUUCAAGUCACGGAUUAGAGGGGUCCAAAAGUAUCUCAUAAUAGUGCUUGAAGAUAAGUUUUUGUUUGAGGAAUCAAAGAAAGUUUCUAUUCACAAAGAUGAUGUUGCACGAAUGCAGAGAUUUCUUGAUGUUCCUUUUGGAAUAUCCUAA
This is a messenger RNA of Arabis nemorensis, 282 nucleotides long. The record is from the annotation of a GenBank genome assembly. Lineage: Eukaryota; Viridiplantae; Streptophyta; Magnoliopsida; Brassicales; Brassicaceae.